Messenger RNA from Striga hermonthica, 597 nucleotides. NCBI's taxonomy places the organism in Eukaryota, Viridiplantae, Streptophyta, Magnoliopsida, Lamiales, Orobanchaceae. The record is from the annotation of a GenBank genome assembly.
AUGGAUAGCUUGGAUACUGAGAAGGUAAAGAAGAUCAUUUGGAAAAGAAGUAAAACCGAGCUGGACACGAAAGCUGAUAGCGCGAACUCUUCAGUAACAUGCAAAGGAAGGGGUGAAAAAAGGCAGUGCUGUGAUUCUAGGCAAGUUUCUUCAAUCCCAAUGCACAGUAAUUUGGCUCAACCGUUUGUGUUGCCCGUUUUACCCACUCGAAAGGUCGACAAAUGGUGCUCGAAUAUUUCGACUGUGUUUACCGGGACAGCUUGUAGAGGGACAGGGCCGCCUGUGGGGACAGUGGACAUUGGUAUUGGCAAAUUCUCCUAUUACUUCUGCAUUGCCUUACCUGGAGUCAAACAUGGACCAGGAGAAUUCUACUGUCAUAUACAGAGUGACGGGAAAGUCAGGGUUGAAGGUGUGACAUCAACUGGAGGGAAAAUAGUCGAAAAAUACUCUCGAGUGUUCGAGAUGAAGAUCCAGCAGCAAUGCCCAACUGGCCCAUUUACCCUCUUCUUCACCCUGCCGGGGCCCGUCGAUCCUAAUAAGUUCUUUCCCACUUUCAGAUCCGAUGGCAUAUUCGAAGCCAUUGUGUCAAAAACAUGA